Hipposideros armiger (great roundleaf bat) is the source of this 4332-nucleotide messenger RNA. It is a transcript of the gene NIPAL1, whose product is annotated as NIPA like domain containing 1. Gene Ontology annotation, biological process: magnesium ion transport. Gene Ontology annotation, molecular function: magnesium ion transmembrane transporter activity. The transcript has 6 exons. Gene Ontology annotation, cellular component: membrane. The coding region runs from base 54 to 1304 and encodes 416 amino acids. NCBI's taxonomy places the organism in Eukaryota, Metazoa, Chordata, Mammalia, Chiroptera, Hipposideridae. The record is from RefSeq and is a predicted model, not a curated record.
CCCAGGUGGGUGAGGAGCGAUCGCCUGUGUUCGGGAAGCCCUGUCUGGGGGCCAUGGGGGGAGAGGUGAGGCUGCCGCCGGGAGAGCCCUGCCGAGAAGGCUACGUGCUGUCUCUGGUCUGUCCAAACUCCUCCCAGGCUUGGUGUGAGAUCACAAAUGUGUCACAGCUGCUGGAUGUUCCUGUCCUCUACAGGGACCUGAAUUCCAGCCUAACCAACUUGAGCAUUUCUGCAAAUGUAGAAAACAAAUACAGUCUUUAUGUAGGCCUGGUACUGGCAGUAAGUUCCAGUAUUUUUAUUGGCUCCAGUUUCAUACUGAAAAAGAAGGGCCUCUUGCAACUGGCCAAUAAGGGCGCUGUUAGAGCUGGACAAGGUGGACAUUCUUACCUUAAGGAAUGGCUUUGGUGGGCAGGAUUACUCUCAAUGGCAGCAGGAGAGGCUGUGAAUUUUGCAGCCUAUGCUUUUGCACCUGCCACCUUGGUCACCCCGCUGGGCGCCCUGAGUGUUCUCAUAAGCGCAAUAUUGUCAUCCUAUUUUUUAAAUGAGCACUUGAACAUUCAUGGGAAAAUAGGCUGCAUAUUAAGUAUAUUGGGGUCAACUGUGAUGGUUAUCCAUGCCCCACAAGAAGAGGAAGUAACUUCUUUGCAUGAAAUGGAAAUGAAAUUGAGAGACCCAGGAUUCAUUUCCUUUGCUGUGAUUGUAACUGUGAUCGCCUUGGUGCUGAUUUUGAUCGUGGCUCCCAAGAAGGGACAGACCAACAUAUUGGUUUACAUUUCAAUCUGUUCAUUGAUUGGAGCAUUUUCAGUGUCUUCUGUCAAGGGCCUGGGAAUUGCCAUUAAGGAACUGUUGGAAUGGAAGCCAGUUUACAAGCAUCCACUGGUCUUUGUUUUGCUGGCUGUACUUGUGCUUUCAGUGACAACACAGAUUAACUAUCUCAACAAGGCACUGGACACCUUUAAUACAUCUCUUGUGACUCCCAUUUAUUAUGUGUUCUUCACAUCCAUGGUAGUGACUUGCUCCGCCAUCUUAUUCCAAGAAUGGUACGGCAUGAAAGCUGGAGAUAUCAUCGGAACCCUCAGUGGGUUCCUCACCAUUAUCAAUGGUAUCUUCCUUCUACAUGCUUUUAAAAACACUGACAUUACCUGGAGUGACCUGACAUCCACUACUCAGAAAGAAGUCCUCUCCCUGAAUGGCAAUGAAGACAAAUACGUCUUACUAGAGAACAUAGAAUGUUCAACCCUAGGAUAUGAGGAUGACAUUACCUUGUUUAGCAGGACUGAUAAUCAAAGUCUCUACAAACCCUGAACUUGAACCAAUAUGACACUUGGAGAAGAAAUACCUGAUUCUUAGAAGAACUAUUAGGAAAGCUGACAUUUUUAAAGUUCUAACUAAUAAUUUAGGUAUGAGGCCAAAUAAAAAUGCCUUCAUUUUUGGCCAUCAAAUUUGAAAAUCAAGGUUUUGAUCUUUCUCCAGAAGACUUCUGCUAUUUCUUGUUUCUACAAACAUGAAAUAUUCCCUGAGCAUAAAAGAAGUUAGAGUUAGAUAGUCUCAGAAUUAUCUCUUUCUUCUGGUCACAAUAUGUUUGGCUCUGCAGAGUGGCUGUUCAUUUCCUUGGCUGCUAUUCUUAGUCUCACAGUAAUUCAUAGAUAAACUCAACUGUAUGCUGAUAAGCAGAGUAUCAAUCAUUCUCAGAUGAAUCAUAGUUUCAAAUUAUUCAAACUGAGAAGUGAGGUUACUGAUGGUUUUCUUCCUCUUCCACAACUUCCUUUAUUUAAACUAGAUAGAUAAAGGGUAAAGUGUUAAAUAAAAAAAAUAGACCUGCUUUGGAAAUCUCCUUAGAGGGUUAGAAUGCAAAAACAUAUGUGCCCAUGCAGGGCUUAUGAAUUGUAAUUUAUUGACAUAUCAUUGAAGAUUAUUACUAUUUAAAAGGGGAAGAAUGGAGGAGGGAAAUAUUUUGUACCUUAGGUAAAUGAAACAGAAUUUUUUUUGUUUGUUUUCACCAAAACGAAUGAUUGUGUUCACAAGUUCUUUUAACUCAGACCUGAACAACAUAAGACAAAAUUGAAUUUCUGGAGAAGUCCUAGUGAAUUCAGUUUGGGAAUUCUUCAUGGUCAUUUUGUUCCUUUCUUUUACUAUUAUCCCAACGGUCAUUUUUCUUGUUGGUGUGGAGAUUUUCAUAAAGUAAUUGCUACAUUAUUUUAGGAUUAUAGUGUACACUUUGAUUUGUCUCAAAUGUUUAAUCCCCAAAGAGUGGGUUUUCCACAAACUGUUUGGAAAUAACUAAUCUUUGUGAAAAACCUGAAUGAGUUAUCAUAAUUGUUCGCUUGAAAUUUGGCACUUUGACGCUCAUUAAGGAAAUUAUAAUUAGUUACAAACCUUUUAUAAAAUAUACAUGUCCUACCACAAUAAGCGGUAGAUUAUCUUUUUCUGUUGAAUUUCAUCCUGACCAUGUUUUCCAUACAUUUUAUUGAUAACUAUCUGGGGAGAAUAGGAAGUGGAGUUAACUUCCUAGAAAACAAAAUGUUAAAACCUCAGGGACUACUACAGGCAAAUAAACUUUUACGUAUGAAAACGUACAUAAAGUUUUCCUGUCUCACUCCAAGUGCAUGGCAGGAAUAACAUUUUUGGUGGCCUUUAAUGUCUAUGGACAGAUUUCUCAUCACUAAUUGCUUUAACGGAAAACAAGAAAAUAGCUAUCUUAUUUCCAGACUAAACAUACUUCUCUCAAAACAAAACAAAAAUCCUAACCAAAAAAUCGUAACAUUUAAAAAACAAAACCCUUUCUGGUUGACUGGACUUUGCUGUUCUAACAUCAAAUGUUAUUAGUUUUGUCUAUUUAUUUGUUUGUAAUCUAACUCAGGUCUAUCCUGGGUAAUAAUAAAUUCUGUUAUUCAGAAUUCUAUUACACCGACUUUAGCAUUUCCCCAGUGCUGUUGAACUGUGAGUGAUGUUCACAGUGAUGACCUGACAUGACUGCCAAGUCCUAAAGUGCUGUUACAGACUCUUCAGCGAAGUUUAAUGUUGAGUGCAAUUCAGUGCAUUCUAAAUAUUUAAAAAUUGAUAAUCCAUGGAAGAUACAUGGGUUGAUACUUCAGGUUAAAUAUGUGUUUACUGUGUUGAUUGAUGUUUCAUUUUAAUUGUAUAUCAGAUAUAUAAGCUAUGAACACAAAUUUGUAGGAAAAGGUAGUGUUUGAAAAAUGUAGAAAUUCCUUUAAGGUUUUUCUUCUUUCUACUGAAAACUCUAUUGGUUUCUCCAGGAUAACUUUUUGGUGAGGAAAUUAAUGGUGUCCAACCUGAGGCUGUGAAUUUUAGUGUCAGAUAUUUCUUUAAUGUCACCCGUUGCAAAACUUUGCCCUUGGUGCAUUGUGCCUGGGUUGAAGGUUCUUGAAACACUAGAGACCGUGUGUACCCUGGACUGGAAAAUGAACUGGUGUUGACGCAUAUGCCCACAAAAAAGUCUGAGAAAAAUUUAAUGAGUUGAAAUAUGUUGAGAAACAAUGAAAUAUUUGAAAAACUCUAAAAUUCCCUGGGUGGGCAUAUGCAUUGAAAAAUCAAAAUGUUACUGCAAAUCUCAAACUCAGAAUAAUUUUUCCCAAGUAGGAAGAUAUUGUCUGAGGAGGAAUAAAAUGCUGGAUCCUUAUAGUCAGAUUAAUGUUAGUGUUAACUGGUUGUUUCACAUACGUAUGUAUUUUAAUAUAUAUUUUCUUUAUCUCACCUACAUGAUAUUUUAAUAUUUAUUAUGUGAAUCUCUGCACAUGUGUCAUUAAGGAUUACAAAGUUGUCCUCACACAGCCAAGGUGAAAGCUUUUCCUAAUUCUGUAAACAUAAUAGUUUCAUUUUAUUUUUUGACUUAUAAUUUUACUCUUAGGUCAACAGUGAAUUCAGAUUGCAAAAUGUUCAUUAAACUCUUUAGAUUUAACAGCAUGAAAUUAACACCUUUGUUUUAAGAGUACUAAAUCAAACACAUGGAAAGCACCCUACAUCAUACCUGACAUAUGAGGCAUUUAAUAAAAUUUAGUUUUUUUUGAAUCACCAUUUUAAUUCUUAUAGUCCUAUUACUAGAUAAGGACCAUCAGUUGCCAGUUUUCAUACACUCUUCAUCUUUUCUCAAUUUCUAUCAUAUUAGCUCAUUUAAAAUAACCCAAGUGAAAAUUCCAUCAUUACACUAUCUCAACACAAAUCAAUACGUGAUUCCAACAAAUAUUUUUCUUAAUAAAACUGAACUAACUGCAAACUUCACAUUCCAACAAAACUUUGGAAAGGUCUAUGAACAUAUGUGGAAUGUUCUCAAAUAUUUUGAAUAAACUCUGGUCAUGAAAUUUUCUAUUUCUCA